Parnassius apollo (apollo) is the source of this 717-nucleotide messenger RNA. Lineage: Eukaryota; Metazoa; Arthropoda; Insecta; Lepidoptera; Papilionidae. The record is from the annotation of a GenBank genome assembly.
AUGAACAUUCGACCUUACGUAAUGAACCUUCGACUUCGUGUAAUGAACCUUCGACGUCAUAUAUUGAACCUUCGACCUCAUAUAAUGAACCUUCCACCGCAUGUAAUGAACCCACGACAUCGUUCAAAAAUAUUGAGAUUUCAUUGCCUAUCGGAGAAAGCAAGUGUAAGAACAAGAGGUGGACAUGUUGGAAAAAGUUCCAGGACCGGAAAAAUAUUGAAACAAAACUCAGAAACAGAAACAGAUGUAGCUGGCCAAGGGAAAAGACGAAGAGUUAGAACUAGAGGAGGUUCUGCAUCUUCUAUCACUCACCAGUUAAGAACUGGUCGUGACUUGUGUCAAAUAUAUAGUGUACAAGUGCCUAUUGAGGAGGAGCUUUCGGCAAUAUUAAAUGAUAAUGAUGAGCGAGAUAAUUGCGCAAGGGCCCAAUUUCAGGCGCAAGAACUUUCAGAUAAACAACUUCUGGACAUACUUGAAGCUUCUGAUGACAAUUUCGAUGAUGAGGUUCUAGAUGAAAAUUUUCUUAACAAUUUUGAUGAUUCUGAUUCAGAUGAUGAUAAUAUGAUACCAACUGAAACCUUCGCACCUCCAACUAGUGAUGGUGAGUGUUUAAAUUGGUCGGACCAAAUAUCCCACAUAAAAGAUAUUGCUUUUAUAGGAAACCCAAUGGGGUUAAAUGUACAACUAGAAGCAACUGAACCUAUCAACUUUUUUUAA